CCUCAGGCUGCAGACAAACACGGGCUUCUACCAGCAGCAGGACCGAGGAAUGUCACAUUUAAAGCAGAGAUGGUCUUCUGAGUAACAGAGAUCCUCCCCAGCUGUCACCUGACCAUUCCCACCACCACCACCACCACUGAAACCAUCCCAUCCCAUCCCAUCAUCACCAUGGAGACCGCCAACAGCUACGUGCUGAUCCAUGGGAAGAACAUCUCCCACAGUACCCUGGCUGCUGUGGGGCCCCACAUGUCCAUCGACAAGCUUUUCCCGGCUCUCCUCGAGUGCUUUGGCAUCAUAUUGUGUGGCUACAUAGCCGGCAGGGCAGAUAUCAUCACACAGAACCAGGCGAAGGGUUUGGGGAACUUUGUGUCCAAGUUUGCUCUCCCAGCUCUGCUCUUUAAAAACAUGGUGCUGUUGGACUUUGGAAACGUCAUCUGGGCGUUUCUCUGGAGUGUCCUGAUCGCUAAGGUGACGGUGUUUGUGCUGGUGUGUGUGCUGACUCUGAUGGUGGCCAGUCCAGACUGCAGAUACAGCAAGGCUGGCUUGUACGCCAUCUUCGCUACGCAGAGCAACGACUUCGCCUUAGGAUACCCCAUAGUCGAUGCUCUGUAUCGGAGCACAUAUCCAGAGUACCUCCAGUACAUCUAUCUCGUUGCCCCGGUCUCGCUCAUGAUCCUCAAUCCAAUCGGCUUCGCUCUUUGUGAGGUGCAGAGGUGGAGGCAGGCCGACCAUUCACACAGCACACUUGGCAUCCUGGGAGUCGUAGUCCUACAGGUGUUGAAGAACCCAAUCGUGUUCAUGGUGAUCAUAGGAAUCAUCUCCCACUUUGCCCUGGGCCAGCAUAUCCCCGCUGUGCUGUCAGAGUUCAUAGAUGGCUUGGCCAACUCGUUUGGAGGGGCGGCCUUGUUUUACCUCGGACUCACUAUGGUCGGACAGCUUAGAAAACUAACCAGAGACACUGGAGUUGCCUUGAUUCUCCUCAUCACAGCCAAACUCCUGGUGAUGCCGCUGGUCUGUAAAGACAUGGUGGAUAUUCUGGACGUGGGAGUGAACAGCACCAGUGCCAACCACACUAGUUUGUCUAACUUUGCUUUCCUUUAUGGAGUCUUCCCAACCGCACCCAGUGUGGCCAUCUAUGCUGCACACUACAACAUCGAGCUGGAGGUGGUGACAUCAGGGAUGGUGAUCAGCACGUUUCUGUCUGCACCGAUCAUGUACGUGUCGGCCUGGUUGUUAACGAUCCCUCUGAUGGACCCGACCCCCCUGGUGACGGAGCUAGAAAACGUCAGCUUCAACAUCAGCAUUGUCAGCCUCGUAGCACUGGUGUGGACCAUAGUGGUGAUGCUGCUCAGCAGGAAAUUUAACCGACUUCCUCACCUCUUUGCCUUAAAUCUUUUCCUGGCUCAGUUCUUGGUGUGUGUCAGUAUGAUCCUGUGGAACUUCUUGGUGAAACAAGACGAUAAUCUGAUCACUAAGAUUCUCACCUUCACUCUGCUCUAUGGGUCUCUGUACAGCACCUACAUUUGGACAGGUUUAAUCCCUUUGUGUCUGGCUCUGACUAACAGAGAUGAUCUGCUGAGGCUCCGUCCAGGAGUUUUCAUGAUUUUGGGUUGGGGGGUUCCCUUCCUGACGGUUGGAGGUCUUCUGAUAUCAGGAGAGAGGACUGAUACCAUAGACUCCGCCUUCUUCUACGGCAGAGCUCAGAUCAUCAGCACAGCGGUGGUUCUUGCCGUCAGCCUGGUGCUCGGUGCGAUAUCUCUGAUGGGUCUCAGCCAGGGCGACAGGGAGCAGAGCGGCUACCAGGCCCUGGACAGAGCUGCUGUGACGGGCAUCAGUGACGAGCUGAGGAUCCCUGGUGGCCUGGAGGAACCACAACCACAGCCACAGCCACUGUUGGCAACUUCACCUGCCUGCAGCAUCAACUCAGACCUCCACAGCUUCUCUCCUCUCCAGCCAAUACCUGACAUGAUAGCCAGCACGCAGAGGGAGCACACCAACAGCACAGGCCACAGCGGGGCGCUGUGUGACGGCCUUCAGCAGCAGCAGCUGGGUUCUUCCUCCUCUGAGCAGCCGCUGAACCUGCCUCCACCUGGGCUCCAGACCACCGACGAGAAACAGACAGUCAGACACGUUCUGCUCUGUCUGCUGCUCUUUGUCAGCCUGCUGGCGAACCUGUCCAGCUGUCUGUGGUGGCUGUUCAACAAAGACCCAGGAAGACUUUACCUCGAGCUGCAGUUCUUCUGUGCGGUGGCCAACUAUGGACAGGGUUUCCUGUCCUUUGGGAUCUUUGGUCUGGACAGACACCUCAUCAUCCUGCCCUUCAAGAAGAGGUUGCUCUGGCUGUGGCAGGGCCGGGACGAUGAGGACUUGAGUCCCUCAGCUGUACCAGAGGAGGUCCGACUCACCUGCACCCAGUUCGUCCGCUACCACAAAGACCAGUGUGUACAAGACAUAGUGCACACGCGCAGGUUCGGAGGAGAAGGAGGACUAGAGGAGGAGAACGGGGCCUUGGGACACCCCCCCUCCCGUCAGCCCCAGCACCUACACCCGCAUGAGGAGCGACUUUACCACGAGUGGCAUGAUCUCCCAUCUCCAGAUGAACCCCCCCGGCCUGAGAACGAAGCUCAUAUUUCCCACUGUGACGCCCCAGAGGAGCAGAUUCCACAGCUCCAGUCCGACCAACCUCAUGACCCAACUAAUCCUCACCAGCGUGGUCCUGCUUCGACCCCACCCGAUCUCCAUCAGCACCCCCAGUCCCAUUUUGAAGGUGCGUUCCGAGGCAGUGACUUGGUGGACUGGCUGGUUGAGCGAGGCCUGUGCACUGGGCGAGCCGAGGCCCAGCUGUACGGCGUUCGACUCCAGCGGGGAGGAGUGCUGGAUCACCUGACGGGUCGGCACAGCUUCAGGGACAAACCCUCCUUGCUGUACCGAUUCACAGGGGGGAGAGAGAGGGAGGUGAGAGGGGAGGAAUGGUCCCAGAUCAUGUGAGAGGAAACAAGGACAAAGGAGGUGGUGCAUUUUAAAGGUGGGUUUGCUUUGAGUGACCAGCUGUUUAUGGUGGUUGCCGUUCGCUCGUCCGCUCCGUCGCCAAAAUUUGAUAUUGUCUGGCUCCAGCUAAUGAGAGGCUUCAUUUGCAGUUCCUUGAAAAAUAAAAUACAGGUAAAAUGA
Messenger RNA from Anoplopoma fimbria (sablefish), 3168 nucleotides. RefSeq names its product integral membrane protein GPR155-like. Gene Ontology annotation, molecular function: G protein-coupled receptor activity. Gene Ontology annotation, cellular component: membrane. Lineage: Eukaryota; Metazoa; Chordata; Actinopteri; Perciformes; Anoplopomatidae. Gene Ontology annotation, biological process: transmembrane transport; G protein-coupled receptor signaling pathway; intracellular signal transduction. The record is from RefSeq and is a predicted model, not a curated record. The transcript has 20 exons.